CAUUGUCAAUUCGCUGCCGAACAUCGUGGGGUGUGUUUCAUUCUAAGGCGCUUGCUCCGAGCCGAUAUUCUAGCCGUGAGAAACGCGUCUUUCCGUCCGCUUAAAAUCGAAAUAUAUUCAUAAUCGUGUAUUUGUAUUAAAAUAUAAACGCCCGUUUAUUUAUGCGUUUAUUGUGUGAGCACUGACAGUUUAAAAUAGGGCGUGAAAUAAAAUAAAUUUUGUGACCGAUUUAAAUAAAUAAGCGAUUUCCAAAAUGAACCUUAAAUUAUUAGCGUUUGUUUGUGCUCUGCUCCACCUCGGCACCUUAACCCAUGUCCUGUCGGCCGCGAGCACAGUGCGUCCCUACAAGUUCGGCUUCACCAUCGACGAGCAGCAGCAUCGGGCGGAGAAGAGAGAUGAACGCGGCAUCAUCAUGGGCGAGUUUGGGUUCAUCACCGCCGAUGGAAUCUAUCACGUGACGGUUUACGCCACCGACGAGGAGGGCAAAUUCCGUAUAAUCUCCAUGAAGAGUUAUCCUUAUGCGGGUCCAGUUGGUCCAAAAAAUGUUCCUGUGACAACGACCCCGAAGGUCCUGCUCUCUUCAGCUCCGGUGGCUCUGCCCAAGUACAACUUCAACACGGAGGCCUGCUCCGGUUGCUUCCUGAAAAAGUCCCCUCCCAAGACGGAAAUUCGCACACUUUCACAGCCAUUGGCUCCAGUUCAACCAGCAAUGAACACAUACUACACCACAAAGCAAGCUGUAACCGGACAUGUUAGCACGCAGACCUCCAAUUCGCAAUCUCCGAGUGCCAGCACAAAGAUCGACUACAAUGUGGGCGUGGUCGAGAAGCUUGCACCACCAGUUUAUCCGCCAUUAAACCUUCAGUUGGACGAGGACGCUAUAAGACAAGCUAUUACAUAUGCCAACAGGAUACCUGGCCCUGUGGCCUUUACCAAUCAGCAUGCAACGAUUCCACUUGCCAGUAACAUCCAAUCCGUAGCACAACAUCCGAGUGCGGGACUUAAAAACAUUAAUAGAUCGGGAGUUUCCUCUGCGAAAACGGUGGCCAAUUCGAAGACAAGACCCACACUCCAACUAAACCCACACCAAACACCUCUUUUGAGUUCAGCAACCACCGCAGGAGUUUCUGGAGUGUCAGCAAAUGCACCAACCGGAAUUUCUCCCUCCAUCGGUGGAGGUAGUCUCGGUGCAGGAGGUCCUGGCGGAAGAAUUGGUUCUGAAAGCGGCCUUGGAGGAGCCUCUGCUGGAGGCAAAGCCUCAGGAAUUGGCGGUGGAAUUGGAUCUGGAAGCGGAGUUGGAGGAGUUGCUAGUGGAAGCAAAGCUUCAGGACUCGGCGGAGGAAUCGGGUCUGGCGCUGGAAGUGCAUCAAGUGCAACGGGUGAUCUGUACAAAUUCAAGUACGUCCUGGACUACAAUGGACACGAGGAGACCGGCGGUCGCAAUGGUGACAAACAGGGUAGCUACUUCGCCAUCGGCGAGGAUGCAGUGCAGCGGACCAUUGAGUACAUUGCGAACGAGUUUGGAUUCCAGCCCCACGUCAGCUGGCGGAAAUUGGACGCCAAGGAGGCGCUUCCCAAGGAGAAUUCGCUGAAGCACUACGAGUUUAAAUGGUUUACUCAGGAAUAGUAGUGAUACGGUGAUUUUUCGGUGGAUCAGUCCAAGGCUAGGCUAGGCACCUUUUUUCCCCAUGCUGUACAUAACAACUUUUGGUUAAUUUCGAAUAAAUACAACGUUAACAGAAAAA
This is a messenger RNA of Drosophila yakuba, 1745 nucleotides long. It is a transcript of the gene l(3)mbn, whose product is annotated as protein lethal(3)malignant blood neoplasm 1. NCBI's taxonomy places the organism in Eukaryota, Metazoa, Arthropoda, Insecta, Diptera, Drosophilidae. The transcript is spliced from 7 exons. The record is from RefSeq and is a predicted model, not a curated record. Gene Ontology annotation, cellular component: chitin-based extracellular matrix. Gene Ontology annotation, molecular function: structural constituent of chitin-based larval cuticle. Bases 254 to 1627 code for a protein of 457 amino acids.